Pyrus x bretschneideri (Chinese white pear) is the source of this 1690-nucleotide messenger RNA. Its product is annotated as flavonoid 3'-monooxygenase. Bases 16 to 1551 code for a protein of 511 amino acids. Gene Ontology annotation, molecular function: monooxygenase activity; oxidoreductase activity, acting on paired donors, with incorporation or reduction of molecular oxygen; heme binding. The transcript is spliced from 3 exons. NCBI's taxonomy places the organism in Eukaryota, Viridiplantae, Streptophyta, Magnoliopsida, Rosales, Rosaceae. The record is from RefSeq and is a predicted model, not a curated record.
CACCAUCUAAACGCCAUGUUUGUUCUCAUAGUCUUCACCGUCGUCUUUGCCUUCUUCUUAUACCGGAUCUUUGCCCCCAGCGGGAGCCGUCACUCUCUGCCUCUUCCGCCGGGGCCGAAACCUUGGCCUGUAGUAGGGAACUUGCCCCACUUAGGCCCCGUUCCCCACCACUCUCUGGCGGCUUUGGCCCGUCAGUAUGGACCCCUCAUGCACCUCCGCUUGGGGUUUGUUGACGUGGUUGUUGCCGCCUCCGCCUCCGUGGCGUCACAGUUUCUGAAGACCCAUGACGCUAAUUUCUCGAGCCGGCCACCCAACUCCGGCGCCAAGCAUCUCGCUUACAACUACCAGGACUUGGUGUUCGCGCCGUACGGUCCACGGUGGCGGAUGUUGCGGAAGAUCAGCUCCGUCCAUUUGUUCUCAGGCAAGGCUCUGGAUGAUCUUAAACAUGUUCGCCAGGAGGAGGUGGGUGUGCUUGCACAUGGAUUAGCAAGUGCAGGGUCAAGGCCAGUGAACUUGGCGCAGCUACUGAACGUGUGCACGGUGAACGCCCUAGGGCGGGUGAUGGUAGGACGGAGGCUCUUCGGCAACGGCAAGGGCGGCGAAGACCCAAAGGCGGAUGAGUUCAAGUCCAUGGUGGUGGAGAUGAUGGUGUUGGCCGGAGUAUUCAACAUCGGCGACUUCAUCCCCUCCCUAGAGUGGCUGGACUUGCAGGGAGUGGCGGGAAAGAUGAAGAAGCUGCACAAGAGGUUCGAUGCCUUCUUGACCGCCAUUGUUGAAGAGCACAAGAGGAGCCGCGGAGGGAAGCACGUGGACAUGCUGACGACAUUGCUGUCGCUCAAGGAGGAUGCCGACGGUGAGGGCGCCAAGCUCACCGACACUGAGAUUAAAGCUUUGCUAUUGAACAUGUUUACAGCUGGCACUGACACGUCAUCAAGCACAGUGGAAUGGGCCAUAGCAGAACUCCUUCGCCACCCCAAAAUUCUAGCCCAACUCCAACAAGAGCUGGACCAAGUCGUGGGUCGGGACCGGCUUGUAACCGAAUCGGACUUGCCCAACUUGACCUACCUCCAAGCCGUGAUCAAGGAAACCUUCCGGCUCCACCCAUCCACCCCGCUCUCUCUUCCUCGAAUGGCGUCCGAGAGUUGCAAAAUCAACGGAUUCCAUAUUCCCAAAGGCGCCACUCUCUUGGUCAAUGUAUGGGCCAUAUCUCGCGACCCGGCCCAAUGGUCGGAACCACUCGAGUUCAAGCCCGAGAGAUUCCUAUCGGGCGGCGAGAAGCCGACUGUCGACGUUAGGGGGAAUGACUUUGAGGUCAUACCGUUUGGGGCUGGGCGUAGAAUAUGUGCCGGGAUGAGCCUUGGGUUGCGGAUGGUGUCUCUGAUGACUGCAACCCUAGUCCAUGGUUUUGAUUGGACCUUGGCUGAUGGGUUGACCCCUGAGAAGUUGAACAUGGACGAGGCCUAUGGGCUCACCCUACAAAGAGCUGCACCGUUAAUGGUGCACCCGCGUAACAGGCUAGCCCCUCAUGCAUAUAAUGCAUCAUCAUCUUGAAUUCUUGAGAGAGUUAUGUGGUGGUGGUGAUUUUAUGGAAAAUUUGUUGUCUUUGUUACUAGUAUUCACGUUUGGUUUGGAUGUUAAGUUGAAUGAAAUAUUGUUUCUCCAAGAAUUCUACAAGAAAGUUGGUCUAGAA